GGGGCCCGAGGCCGGUCGCCUGGGUGGGAGGCCCCCGAACGCCCCCGCCCGGCCCCGAGACCCCCGCCUCCGGUAACGGUCAAAAAUGUGAAAAUCCUUUAAUCAUUUCCUAUCCAAUAUCCUUGUUUUUACAGAAGGGGACACUGAGGCCCAAGGAAAUUGAUUACUGACCCCAAAGUCACAAAGCUGAGCUCGACCCAGACCCUGAGAAACCACCCCCCCACCCCCGUCCACUACCUAGAAGACUUCCCCGUCCUUGUCUUCCCAUUCUGUCCUGGCUUCCCAGUAAGCACACAGCCCCAGGACCCCCCAGAACACCCUCAACCAAGCUAUGUAUGCCAGGGGCCCCCCGGGCCUGCCAUCCCCAGCGCUGCCUCUGGCCUCCUCAGUCCUGAUGCUGCUGCUGAGCAGCCUCCUGUGGCUGGUGGGGGCCGGCCCCCACCUUACCCUGGCCCCGGAGCUGCUGCGGGACCCCUGGCAGGUGCACCGGCUGCUGACCCAUGCCCUGGGCCACGCGUCCCUGCCCAGCCUGCUCCUGAGCCUGCUGCUCCUGCCCACGCUGGGCUGGCAGCAGGAGUGCCACCUGGGUACACUGCGGUUCCUGCACGCCUCCACCCUGCUCGCCCUGGCCACCGGGCUGCUGGCUGUGCUGCUGGUAGGCCUCGGAGUGUCCGGUGCGGCCGGCGGGUGCGGAUACAUGCCCGUCCACCUGGCCAUGCUGGCUGGGCAGGGCCCCCGCCCCAGGCGGCCCCGUGGGGCACUGCCACCGUGGCUGAUGCCGUGGCUGCUGCUUGCCCUGACCCCGCUGCUCAGCUCUGAGCCGCCCUUCCUUCAGCUCCUCUGUGGCCUUCUUGCUGGCCUGGCCUAUGCUACCGGAGCCUUCCGGUGGCUGGAGCUCUCCGAGCGGCAGCUCCAGGUGCUACAGGAGGGCGCCCUGUGCAGGACCCUGGCGGGGUGCUGGCCAGUGAGGUUCCUUCCCCCCCCGGGCAGCCUGGCUGAGCUGCCGGUCACCCAUCCUGCCGGAGCAAGGCCUCCCAUCCCUGAACCUCCUUACGUGGCCUCAUCGGGCCUCUGGUCCCACAGCGAAGGCUCCGCCCCAUUCCCAUCCGGCCUGCAGCCUGUGCAGCCAACCUGGGAGGGCUCCCCAGAGGCAGGUCUGGACUGGGCCGGCUCCAGCCUCCCUCCAGGGACCCCAAUGUGGAUGGCCCUAGACGAGCAGAUGCUGCAGGAAGGGAUCCAGGCCUCGCUACUUGACGGGCCCCAGAGCCCACUCUGGCUGCCCAAGUCCUCCGUCUCCUCUCUGCGGCUGCAGCAGCUGGAGCGCAUGGGCUUCCCCACGGAGCAGGCCGUGGUGGCACUGGCAGCCACUGGCCGUGUGGAGGGUGCUGUGUCACUGCUGGUCGGAGGGCAGGUGGGCUCUGAGGCCCUGGUGACUGAGGGGAGGGGCAGGCCUGCCCACCCUGAGGGCCCUGGGUCCCCCUAGCCCAGGCAGAGGGUUGGGGUGACGAGGCCUGGCCUGGGUAGCCCCAAGCCCCUGCUAUCUCCUGAGGCCACAGUGUGGUACGGGGCACCGAGGCGGGGCACGCUGUCCUGGCACUUGCUCAGAAUAAAAACCAGUUUGUUUUCA
Messenger RNA from Tupaia belangeri chinensis (Chinese tree shrew), 1627 nucleotides. RefSeq names its product rhomboid domain containing 3 (gene RHBDD3). The transcript is spliced from 8 exons. Gene Ontology annotation, cellular component: membrane. Gene Ontology annotation, molecular function: protein binding; serine-type endopeptidase activity. The record is from RefSeq and is a predicted model, not a curated record. Bases 332 to 1483 code for a protein of 383 amino acids. NCBI's taxonomy places the organism in Eukaryota, Metazoa, Chordata, Mammalia, Scandentia, Tupaiidae.